Molecule: messenger RNA, 849 nt
Organism: Formica exsecta
Lineage: Eukaryota; Metazoa; Arthropoda; Insecta; Hymenoptera; Formicidae
Exons: 1
Coding region: 1-849 (282 amino acids)
Source: RefSeq, a predicted model, not a curated record
AUGUAUCGCCAAAUUCUCAUCGAUCUUCGCGAUAUAAGUUAUCAGCGGAUUCUAUGGAAAGCAACGCCUUCGGAACCGUUAACCAAUUAUCAAUUAUUAACAGUCACGUACGGAAUGUCAUGUGCUUCGUUCCUGUUACUUCGAGUUUUAAAACAAUUAGUGAUCGACGAAGAUCAGCACUUUCCACUCGCGGUUCCGAUCUUACGCGAUAAUAUCUAUGUCGACGAUGUGCUCUUCGGAGUCGACGAUCCGAUUCUUAUUCGGCAAGCUCGGGAUCAACUAAAUUCUUUAUUGAAACGCGGCGGAUUCGUGCUAAGAAAAUGGAGCAAUUCACCUGCCCUCCUCGCCGACAUCGACAUAACAGAUCACGGUUUAGCCACUAAAAAACUUCUCGUUGAAGACGAACAAAUCAAAAUCCUCGGAAUCGGGUGGAAUCCGGCAAACGAUAUUUUCGAGUUUCGCGUGUCGCUGGUUGAUAAUGCCCCGGAAACCAAGCGUACGAUCUUAUCCGCGAUUGCUAAAUUCUAUGACCUGCUAGGUUGGGUCACUCCGGUCACUAUCACAGCGAAAAUAUUCAUGCAACAGCUCUGGCAAACGAAAAUAGAUUGGGACGAUACUAUUUCCGAAAUUCUCUUCACAAAAUGGAACGAAAUCUAUUCCCGGAUUUUGCAUUUAAGCCAGUUGCGGAUAUCUCGCUGGAGUGAUCUCGGAUUGGAAAAUAAUCACGCGGAAAUCCACGGAUUCGCCGACGCGUCAAUCCACGCUUCCGCCGCAGCCGUUUAUCUUAAGGGGAUCCUAAACCGACGGGCGAACUCCGACGGGUUAGCGCCCUCAUCUAAACGUAACUAA